Molecule: messenger RNA, 1794 nt
Organism: Tetrahymena thermophila SB210
Lineage: Eukaryota; Ciliophora; Oligohymenophorea; Hymenostomatida; Tetrahymenidae
Product: peroxisomal alkyldihydroxyacetonephosphate synthase
Exons: 5
Biological process (GO): lipid biosynthetic process
Molecular function (GO): FAD binding; alkylglycerone-phosphate synthase activity
Source: RefSeq, a predicted model, not a curated record
AUGAAGAGAAUUGAAGCAGUUAACAAUCAAAUCAAAGAAAGAGAAAGCAAAAACAAGAAUUAUCAAGAAUAGAGACCUCUUGUUAAGUCUGAUUGGUUUAAGAAUCAAGGUUGGGGUUAUAAGGAUACUGAUUUCGUAUUAGGAGCUGAUGGAGUUGUUUACUUAUCUGGUAGCAGAUAUCAAUUUUCAGGUGAAAAAAUGCCCAAGUUCAAAGAAUGGGCUGAGAAUGUUAUUGGCAUAGAUCUUAACAAGCAAACCCCAGCACAAAACGAAGUUCCCAUUGAUCCUGCUAUUAUCAAUGAAGCUUUUAUUGAAGCUAUCAGAGGAAAAGUUAAUGAAGCUACUAACGAUAAGACUUAAAGAAUCCACCACUCUCAUGGUCAUACUUUAUAAGAAAUAUUUGCCUUACGUCACGGCAAGCUUGAUCGUUACAUUGAUCUCGUUGUUUAUAUUUCAAGCCACGAACAAGCUGAAACUUUAGUAAAAGCUGCUAAUGAACACAACGUAGUUUUGAUUCCUUAUGGUGGUGGUACUAAUGUUACCUAAGCUCUUCUUCCUUUGAAGUCUGAAACAAGAAUGAUUGUUUCAGUAGAUAUGAGCAGAAUGAACCACAUUAGAUGGGUUGAUAAGAAAAAUUUCACAGCUUGCGUUGAAGCCGGUAUUAUGGGAUAAGAUCUCGAAAGAGAACUCUAAAGAUAUGGAGUUUGCUGCGGUCACGAACCUGAUUCUCAUGAAUUCUCUACUUUAGGUGGUUGGAUUUCUACAAGAGCUUCUGGUAUGAAGAAAAAUAAAUAUGGUAACAUCGAUGAUAUUAUUCUUAAUGUUAAGAUUGUUACUCCUGCUGGUACUUUUACCAAGAGCUAAAAUGUUCCUAGAAUGAGCAGUGGACCUAACUUGAACGAAUUUGUUCUCGGUUCUGAAGGUACUUUCGGUAUUAUCACUGAAGCUGUCAUUAAAGUUAAACCUGUUCCUAAAAAUGUAAUUUAUGAUUCUAUUAUUUUCCACGAUUUCGAAAGUGGUACUGAAUUUAUGUACGAAGUAGCUAUAUCUAAGCAAUGGCCUGCUUCUUGCAGAUUAGUCGACAACGAAUAAUUCAAAUUCGGUAUGGCUCUUAAGACAGAAGCUAAGAGCAAAACAUAAGAGUUAGUUGAUAAGGCUAAAAAGUACUUUGUUACUGAAGUUCUUAAAUUCGAACCAGAAAGAAUGUGUCUUUGCACUAUCGUUUAUGAAGGUACUGAUGCUGAAGUCACCACUCAAUAAAAAGUAGUUGGAGCUCUUUACAAGAAGUAUAAGGGAUUCAGAGCAGGUGCUGAAAAUGGUUAAAGAGGUUAUUUCUUGACUUACGUUAUUGCUUAUUUGAGAGAUUUCGCUUUCUAAUACGGCUUCAUUGCUGAAUCAUUUGAAACUUCUGUUUAAUGGAAGAAUGUUUCUCUUCUUUGCAAGAAUGUUGGAAAGAGAAUUGUUGAUGAAUGCAAAAACCAAGGCGUAGUUAGAGAACCUUUCGUUUCUAUGAGAGUAACCCAAGUUUAUGACACAGGUGCUGCUGUUUAUAUCUACUUUGGUUUCCUUUACCACGGUUUGAAGGACCCUGUUCAAUCUUACACUGAUAUUGAAAAUGCUGCCAGAGAUGAAAUCAUGAGAUGCGGUGGUUGCAUUUCCCAUCAUCAUGGUGUUGGUAAACUCAGAAAAUAAUUUAUGAGAGAUUCAGUCGGUGAUAUGGGUAUUAAAAUGAUCAAGGCUGUUAAAGACUAAUUGGAUCCUAAGAACGUUUUUGCUAAUGGCAACUUAGUUUGA